UGGAAAUUAGUUUACACAAGGGCUAGCUCUUCCCCCUCCAAUUGCCUCUCCAUGGUCCGCGCCCUCCUCCUGCUCCAAUUGCGACUUCUCUUCCAGCGACCCCAGCUCCGCAGCCGACUACCUCGACCUCAAGGGCCUCACUGGCGACCCCAUGUCCAAGCCGUUGUCGACAUUCCAAGUAAUUCUCCGUCCCCAAGCUCUUCUGGAAAUAGUAGAAUCGCCCUAGGCGCCGCCGCCUCACUCCGACAGUUCCGCCGACAUGAAGCGCGUGAGCUAUGGCGCGAGGGAAGUGAUCCGCAGGUAAAUGGGACCUACCCACGCACUGUAGAGGCAUUUAGGCAGAAGAUUCUAGCUGUUGAUAGCACUCUUUGCUUUGCCAGAAUUAUGAUAAACAUAGAUAGCCAUAACUUAGAUAUGCACUGUGGGCUGGUGAAAAAAGGCCGGCACACAGAGGAGAUCGACAGAGGCUGCCAAGAAGAAAAAGAACCAGAAACAAGAAAUCAAGGAGACCUUUUGACGUCGAGGUUCUACACGCCGAAUUUCAAUGAGAUGGAGCAGCUUUUCAACACGAAGAGGUCCACCCGUUUAGUGCAAUUUUCGUUGAGUUUCUGGAGAGGUCGUGUAUGGAUGAGUUUUCGG
This is a messenger RNA of Striga asiatica, 639 nucleotides long. Lineage: Eukaryota; Viridiplantae; Streptophyta; Magnoliopsida; Lamiales; Orobanchaceae. The record is from the annotation of a GenBank genome assembly.